This is a messenger RNA of Scaptodrosophila lebanonensis, 399 nucleotides long. RefSeq lists its product as uncharacterized. Lineage: Eukaryota; Metazoa; Arthropoda; Insecta; Diptera; Drosophilidae. The record is from RefSeq and is a predicted model, not a curated record. The transcript has 4 exons. The coding region runs from base 1 to 399 and encodes 132 amino acids.
AUGACUCAUGUGUCAAAUUCAAAAGUCAUAAUACCAAUCUUCUAUGUAUCCCCGUGCAAAUCGUGUAAUCGUUCAAUUCAAAAUCAAAACAAACCUAAAUCCAAACGACUAAACGAACCACCAAACCAAACAACCAUCGCACCACCAACCAAUCGAAAUUCAACCAGGAUACAAACGGCCGCCGACAUGCGCUAUCUCCACGAUUUGAAUGUUCAAAUAUCGCAGAAACGUCGCUCGGUCAGCGUCUCCAAGCAGCUGGACCGCGACCUGUGCAACCAGCAUUUCGACACAUUCGAAACCUUUUGGGGACGGCCAGGCCACGGCGCUCCCAUCGCCGAUAAGAUCAACAAACUAAAAUUAGACAAUUUGCUUUAUGGUGUUCCCGAAUCGAGCGCGUAA